This is a messenger RNA of Pelobates cultripes (western spadefoot toad), 9370 nucleotides long. Lineage: Eukaryota; Metazoa; Chordata; Amphibia; Anura; Pelobatidae. The record is from the annotation of a GenBank genome assembly.
AUGCCGUCCCGCGUGGAGGAUUACGAGGUGCUAUUCACCAUCGGCUCGGGAUCCUAUGGGAAAUGCCAGAAGAUCCGCCGGAGGUCGGACGGGAAGGUGAGCGGGGCUUGAUUACCGCUGGCGAUGUCUGCUGACAGUACAUAUCGCCAGACGGCGGCGCUGAGAGUGCGGCUAACCCCAGGGCAAGGCUGCUCAGAAGGUAAAUGGCUAGAACUACAACUACCGUGAUGCUUUGCCAGGUGUAAGGUUGUGAUAGCAUCAUGGGAGAUGUAGUUCUGUGCCAGCUUUGCCUCUGCUUCCUGGACACUGUAAACAGCAGGGGGACAAAGGUAGACUCAAUGCUGUGGCAGUGGUACGUGUCCCUUAAUGCUUUGUGAGCAGCUAGAGCAUCAUGGGAGUUGUAGUCCUACAACACGGUGGGUAUUCCUUUUACCAUGUCACCUUGGCUAAAGCUUAUAGCCAGUACAUUAUGUGGGGAUCUGAGACCUUCAGGUUAUUACCCCAUAGGAAAUAAAGAAGUGUACACUGUGUUUUAUAUCUGAGACAUUCAGGCCAUUAUCUCUCUGUGAAAUAAAGUGUACACCAAGCAUGUCAAACUCAAAGGGCCAAAUAAACAAGGUUUACUUUUAUGGAAUGUAGGUUUAUUUAGAAAAGUACAGUAUAAAAAAAAACAAGUUGCCAAAAAAUAGCUCAUUUAUUUUAAGGAGACGUGCAUUUGCAUAUAACCAAUGUUUCAGUUCAAAUACCUCAACAUAUUAAGAAAAGUUUGGUAAUGGGUCUGAAAUGGUGAAUGUAUGCUGUUGCGCAGCUGUAAAAAAAAAAAAAAAAUGACAUUAUCUUGUUGAUUUUUGAAGUCCUCAGAGUGUGUUCUUCACUUUGGUUGAGGUCAUUGGGAGGCUGUUGGCUAAUCUGCAUCUCCAUGGGGAGCGUUCAGCGCCUCCAUACAGAUCUAAUACACUGCUUUCUCCCACCCCUCCAUUCUAAUACAUUGCCCCCAAAUCCAGUAUAUUGCCUUCUGUGAAAUAAAGUGAACACCCUGUUAAUAUAUAGCUGAGGCCAUCAUGAUAUUACCCCCUGUAAAAUAAAGUGUACACUAUGUGGGUAUCUGAGGUCUUCAAUUUAUUAAUCCCUAUAAAUAAAGUGUACAUUAAGUGGGUAUUUGAGGCCUUCAGGCUAUUUCCCCAGGGAAAUAAAGUAUACACCUUCUAGGUGUCUGAGGCAUGCUGGUUCUUAUUAACACCAAAAUGAAAUAACAAGCACUCUGAGAAAACCUGUACAAUGUUUGGGUAUUAACUAGCUUGAUAUUGUCCCUGUGAAGAAAGGCACUGGAAUCCAUUGAAUAUGUCAUUCACAUAAUGCAACAUUUGCCAGCAUUUAGCAUAGCAAGUUGACUGUUGUGCCCUGAUUCACAUCAUGCUCGGCCACCUUUUUAACACCAAGGGUUUUAUCUGCCAAACAUGAUAGUUGUAGAAAAGUGACAUAAGAAUAUAAGAACUGCAAAUGUUAGGUCCAAAUAAGUUUGCAUGUUCCUGCAAUUCCCUUGCUAAUAUUCCUCUAUUCCCAAUGCUAAAUAGACCAGCAUCUCCUCCCUAGAUUACAACAGCUAAUGGCUGGCAGCGUACCAUGAAGAAAAAUACUGUACUCCUAACUCUUCCCAUUUAGAUCUUAACUCAUGUCUUUGUUUUUGCGUUUCUCAACUUGUCUUUGUGAUUUUGACAAGGUAAAACCUCAUAGCAGAUUCUGUAUGAAAUGCAGUACAUGCUUUCUUUUCUUAAAUUCUGUUAUACAUAAUCCUAAGGCUUUGUCUUGUGCAAUAAUUUAUGCCCUCUGAAGCCAGUAGUCAAGGCAGAUCUUUCACAAUUCUAUUAUAAUGGGAUACUGAAAAAUGGAGAUUGCUAGUGCCUUGUGGAUGUGACUGCCACCACUGAUUUAGACUAGUUUCUUUGCAUGUGUUACUGGGUCAAAGAAGGAAGCUAAGAAUGACAUCUUCAAUUUUUAGGUCCGUUGAAGUGUCUAAAAUGGGCAAUGAAAUCUGGAUUUCCUCAUUUUUAUUUAUCCUCUUUCAGGUGCUGGUAUGGAAGGAGCUGGACUAUGGAACCAUGACAGAGGCUGAAAAGCAAAUGCUUGUCUCUGAAGUAAACCUUUUGAGGGAACUGAAGCACCCCAAUAUUGUCCGCUACUAUGACCGCAUAAUUGAUCGAACAAACACUACUCUUUAUAUUGUGAUGGAGUAUUGUGAGGGUGGGGACCUGGCUACCAUUAUUGCAAAAUGUACAAAGGAUAGGUAUGCAGCAAAUGAGCAGUACUUUUGUCUAUAACGCUUGAUGUUUUUGCUUUGUCCCUAAGUAAGGCAAAACUUGCUUUUUGAAAAUGGAUUUCCCUGUGUAUGCAUCGUGUGCCUAAAAAUCUCUCUAUAUCCCACUAGCAUGAAAUGCCAAUUUUGUUUCUUCUGCACACUCUUGUCAUAGCAGUCCUAGAUGUACAAUUAUUCCUGCUGCAGAGAUACAAUUGGCUUCCCUCUAGACACACAACACUGAGAGUGGGGAUGCGUGUCUGGAUUAUUCUAGAGAUAAGCUAGAAUUCUGUUCGUGGUUGAGUAUAUAUUUUUUUUUUUUAAUUUGAAUAAUGGGUUAUUUACUAAAGUUAGAUUUGCUGGAAAUGCAAAGUAAAUUUCAAAUGUAAGGCCAAAGUAGCCAAACUGAAAACAGAAUGGACCUGGAGAUUUUUUUCUAAUUCAGACAUGUUGGCCUAAAUUUUGAAUUUAACUCUGAAUUCCCAGCAAUUCUCACUUCAGUGAAAAACCCUGCUGAUUUCUCCUAAGAGUAUUUAUUUAAUUAUUUAUAAAAUAUUUACCAGGGAAGAUACAUUGAGAUUUCUCUUGUUUUUAAGUAUGUCCUGGGUCGACAAAAUAUUGCAUUGAUACAAUAGGGUACAUUAAAAUACAAAAACAAUAUUAAUACACAAUACAUACAAAAUUUAACAUAGAACAGGUAGGAAAUAUACAUAAUCAACCAUGACAGGUGCAUUCUGUUUUGAGUAUGCAUGGGUUGAUUGCUUGCUGAUGUGCUUAGAGGAAUAUUGACUGUACCUCACAGACCAGACCUAUAUGAGGGUCACUGUGCUUUGUGUAAAGGUAAUUUUGCAUCUGAUUUGUUAAUCUAUAAGAUCCUGAUCUGCCAUUGCACAUGAAGAUCAGUGAGCAAAGCUAGCAUGUUUAGAGCAUACAGAGUCCUCUGUAAUUUAUGAGAUCACCUUAAGGGGCUGUGACUUGUUCAAGUCACUGCUGCUAUAAGUCAACCCACCAGGACAGCAUUUAGGCAGCCAAUAAUAAUUACUUCUAGACUACAUUACUUUCAUAUACAUUUUUACCAUAUAAUGUGUGCACAGCAGUGAAGACUCUCCCUGGCUUUAUUUAUUUUUUUAAAUUAUAUUUUAAAGGAACACUACAACUUUAGGAAUACAUUUAUUUGUAAUUUCAAAAUGUUCCUCUUUGUUAUAGAUUCAGGAUGCAUGGCAGUUGCAGGGUUGCACCAGCAGUGCUUCUUCUAGAGAAGUAUUGAAACCAGUGCUUCUUUGAGAAGCCCUCACAUCAAUGAUGAAACCUCCCAACUGUCUCCUUGACAGCUAGGGUUUUUACCCAAAGGGGUUUAUAUACUUUAGGAUUUCUCUUGAAUCUGCUCUUUUAUAAAAUAAGCAAACAUGCCCGUAACCCCUCCUGCACUUCAGCCAGCUGCUCUUAAGAAAUAGACUUUUAUUUUUUUGUCCUUUUUUUUGCAUUUCCCAUGACUUUACCCUUAAGCAACUGCCAGUAGGAGAUUUGGACUAGACGAUAAGGUAAUUGCUUGCUGACACAGGGCUUAAAACAGAUUCAAAGUCUUCUGACUUUGGAAGUGCAUCCAGUAUUUCUGUAUGAGAGCAAACCACGAAGUGGAACAAUUUUGUUGCUCUUAUCACUCCCUAUUUUGGUGAUGACACACCUUCCUCCAUAAUUUCUUAAACUGAAGCUAGUUGUGGGCUGCACAGCUCUUAGCAGGAGGGUGUCAUCAGAACAAGAAGCAUGAAACUCCUGCUAAUGUGGGAUCAUAUUUGAAUGUGUUGAUGUAUGCAAAGAUGGACACUGCAAAUUUGUAGAGCGACAUUGUUUUUUGUAGCAAAACUUGAGACAUUUGAUUUAAGAAAAAAUGUCAAACAUACUGUUACCUUGUGUAUGAGUUAAUCGAAUGUUCUACAUGCAUGGCUACAUCAUAAAAGGUGUGAAAUACGAUUAAUUUAUUCAGUUGUUUUUUGUUUGUUUUUUAGGCAAUAUUUAGAGGAAGAUUUUAUUCUUCGUGUGUUUGCUCAGCUUGCUUUAGCCCUGAAGGAUUGUCACAGAAGAACUGAUGGAGGUCACAUCGUUCUACACCGCGAUCUCAAACCUGCCAACAUAUUUCUUGAUGCCAAAAAGAAUGUGAAAGUUGGAGAUUUUGGCUUGGCCAGAAUAUUAAAUCAUGACACCAGCUUUGCAAAAACAUUUGUAGGAACUCCUUAUUACAUGUCCCCUGUAAGUACUCCAUGGCUAAGUUCUCUUUAGUCUGACCUGUAUAUUUGAAAAAGUGCUAAGUCAACCUUUCAAAUUUAAUGUAUACCUGGCUGUAUCAAAAAAUCCUCGAAUGUAUGGGAGUAUUCAACCUGCUUAGCUUCCUUAGUAGUGCUGUGCAUGAACACUCCUCCAUGCAUGUGGCUCAAUCAAAGUGUGCGGCCACACAUAUUGCUUUAAACCGCAAGGAUUUUGGGAUUUGCAUGAAACAUACACCUGUCAUUCAUACAGCUAUAGUUCAAAACCUUUUGUACAACUGAGCUUCUGGUGCAUUGGGGAAAUUAAAAGGCCCUAUUAAAGGGACUGGAACCCCACCCCACAAAACAUGAUUUUGGUUCAUACCCAUUGGGUAUUAUAUAUACCCAAUGGGUAUGAACCAAAAUCAUGUUUUGAUUUUUAUAUAUAAUUGAUUGGAACUCAUUAUACGUUUCCUGAAACCCUGCCAUAGAAGUUUACCCUGUCUUUUUGAUCUUCCCGGCCAAGUUUAUGCUCCUGUUUGUGUUGCUAAUUUGGAUACUUUAUUUCUUUAAUCAUCAUUAUUAUGCUGUCAGCAUAUUGGUAAAGGCAACAAGUAUGUAGCUGUAGAUAAAGUGCUUCCAGGUAAGGCAGUCAUCCAAAAACCUGUCACCUGGGGAUGAUGCAGCUGGGUGUACUACUACACUUUCCAGAACUCUAAGUUGCUGAGGGGACCGAUUUCUGGAUAAGUAUCUUUAUCUGUUCAUGCAAUUGGUUGGAACUUCUCAAAGGUCCAAUGUAUAGAUUAAAUCUUUGAUCCUUGUAAACGUGUAAUCCAUAGUUUUUAUGACAAAUUAAGCCUUUUCUUGUCAAUCAUUUCCCGUUGUCUAGGAUUCUGUGUCAUGUGUGAACAUCACUGCACUUAAAGGACCACUAUAGGCACCCAGACCACUUCAGCUUAAUGAAGUGGUAUGGUUGCCAGGUCCAGCUAGAAUUUACCCUUUCUGUUGUAAACAUAGCAGUUUUAGAGAAACUGCUAUGUUUACAAAUGGGUUAAUCCAGCCUCUAGUGGCUGCCUCAUUGACAGCCGUUAGAGGCGCUUCUCACUGUGAUUUUUCACAGUGAGAAGACGCCAGCGUCCAUAGGAAAGCAUUGAGAAUGCUUUCCUAUGAGACUGGCUGAAUGCGUGUGCGCAUUCAGCCGAUGACGGGAAAGAAGGAGGAGAGUCCCCAGCGCCGAGGGAGCCCGGCGCUUGAAAAAAGGUAAGGGAUUAACCCCUUCCUCCCCCCAGAGCCCGGCGGUAGGGGGACCCUGAGGGUGGGGGCACCCUCAGGGCACUAGAGUGCCAGGAAUAACAAGUAAAACAAGUUUUCCUGGCACUAUAGUGGUCCUUUAAGCAGGAUUGUUCCUAUUGUACUUUACACACAUUAUGUAAAUUGGCACUCCUAGAACUGUCUGAUGUUGUCUUUCACUCCAAUCUUGCAGGAGCAGAUGAAUAGAAUGUCCUAUAAUGAAAAGUCUGAUAUCUGGUCGUUGGGAUGUCUUCUGUAUGAGCUGUGUGCUCUCUCGUAAGUAAGAUCUAGGACUUAUACCUAAAGAUGGGAUCGGACACAAGUAUGGAUUGUAACUGUAGUUUUUGUUUUCAUGUUGAGGCCGCCAUUUACAGCUUACAAUCAGAGGGAUCUGGCAGAAAAGAUACGAGAAGGGAAAUUUCGACGGAUUCCUUAUCGCUAUUCAGAAGAACUGAAUAAAUUAAUUACAAAAAUGUUAAAUCUUAAGGUAGGACCCAUCCCUGCUUUUAUUGCCUUAUGUCUUGAAAACUUUCCUUUCCCACAUGAUAGUGUGUGUGUAUAUCAUUUCUUAAACAGUUGGGUUAGAUCCUUUGUUGUUACCUAGAGAAUAAUCCUAAAUUCAGGUGUUUCUGUAUUUUCCCCAAGAAAAAAUACAGACAGGGUUAUUUACAAAAGUGAGAACUGUCAUGAAUUUCAAAUUUAAAGUAGCUGAACUGGAAAAACUCUCCCUUUAGUGAAUCAACUUAAUAACCUAAUAUAUAAAUCUAUCUUUGUCACAAUUUCCAGUAGCCAUUGGCAAAUGAGAAUUUGGCCCUGGUGAGCAUACCAUAGCUUGCAAAGGCAAGUAACUUUUAAAGCUUGCAUUGUAGCCUAGGACUUUAAAUUAUAAGCCCUCAGAGAGAAAUAUUAAUUAAAGAAUAAAUUAAUGGAGUUAAUUAACAGUUAAUGGAGAACCGCAUGAUUUUUGUUAUUUUUUUCCAUCUUAGGACUUCCUGAGACCUUCAAUAGAAGACAUUUUGCAGCAUUCUCUAUUAACGGAGUGGGUAACAGAAGAACAGAAUAAAAUAUCUGAUAAAGGAGCCCGGAGAUCUGCAGAAGCAGAGCGCUCUGUUCAUCCAGACCCUGUCCACUCAGAACUUCGAUUAAAAGAGCAGCAAUUGCAAGCAAGAGAAAAGGCGUUGAAAGAGCGGGAAGAACUUCUAGAGCGUGAGUUAGGACCAUUAGUACUUUAAAGAAUAUAGGCAGGGCUAAUCUUUCCACAACUGACGAUUCAUUGUGACUUUCUUUCCCCUAGAGAGGGAGCGAGAGCUGUGUGUGCGUGAAAGACUUGCGGAGGACAAGCUGGCAAGGUAAUGUUCGUUUAUUGUUUCCAACCUACAUUACAUUAAAGGUGGGGGGAAUAAUGUCUUUGAAAUGGGUUUCCUGAACAAAUAUCCAAUUCAAGUGCCUGUGAGGAAAGUUCUAAUCUUUAUAACAAGCCUUUUAUAGGUGCAAUGCUAGCCAAUGAGACUGCUACACCCUGACACAAAGAUUUCCAACUAUUCAUUCAAUUCUAAUAACUACUGAGAUUUCUCUGUGUUUUUGUGUAUGGCAGUAUAGAACCUGGAUUUAAAAUUUUCACUUGCACACUAACAAAUGACAAGUGGAAAUUCAGUCCUGGUUUGUGUGCAAUGGAUGCUCCCCUCACUGCCUCUGAGGAUGCCUGCAAUGAACAGUUUAAAGCUCUGUAAACAUUUGCCAUUAUUCCUUACGAGCUGUGCAGAGUGUAUGUCAAAUUGCUGAUACAGCCCAUAUCCUUUAGUCUGGACGACGGUUACAAGAAGGAGCAGUACAAGAACAUGUCUCUAUUCUUCCCCUCAUCAUGUAGAUGAGGAGCUGACAAUGGAUUGGUCCCCCUACCUUUGCUUUGAUGUUUAAGUUAUGUCCUCUUGUCCGUUUUUCUUUUAGGGCAGAAAACCUGAUGAAGAAUUUCAAUGUGAUGAAAGAGCAGUGGUAUCCACCUGCUUUUGACAGUGGCAUAGGUAUGAGACCCAGAAGGAAGCCCCUGGAGCCGUUAAAUGACUGGAAUAAUUAUUAGUGUUAUUCUCAAAGAACAUUAUUUAUAGUCUUUAAAACUUGAUAUUUUAAAUAUUGCACUUUUACUUUUUCUGUUUUUAAAUAAAGUUUAUUUAAUUUUUUAUCUCACGGCUAGUUAAUAAAAAGUAUACAUCUAGAUGUAGGCUCCCCUUCUUCCAUAUUUUAUUUUGAAGUUGUUUUGUUUGAGAUGAAAUUCUUUUUUUAUUAUUAUUAUUAUUAUUAUUAUUAUUAUUAUUAUUAUUAUUAUUAUUACGACUUUCCUGGCAGUUCAGAUAGUUUAAGUGGACACCAGUGUUUCUACACUGACCUACUGUAUCAAUCAGGUUACACAGGAGGGGCACCUAAUUAUUUUCUUAAUUAAGCCAGCAGCUAAUUGCCAUGAUUUUAAAUAGUCCCUACAGGCAGAGAACACUGACUAUUUAGCAGUUCAUAUCAUAAUAAAGCAAAACAUAUAAGGCUUAAAAGAAUGGCACGCCUAAUCGGCUGCACAAAUGGUGCAGAUCUGCUUUGUGGGAGCAUGUUACAAAAUGGAAAGUAAGACUUUACAUGAAGACUUUUGCCAACAUACCGGAUUUGGAAAUAUUUUCACAUACUGUUAUACCCAUGUUUUGCUUUUAAUUUCUUACAGUUUUUGGUUUAGAAACCAAGCUUGACCAUACUCUAACUUAUUAAUAAUAAAAAAAAAGGGCCCUGUCUCUUUUUUACCAGUAUAGAGGCAAGUCAUGGUGAGCCCUGCCUCUCACCCCAUGUUACAUGCUUUGUAUUCUACAAUGCAGGUUGUACAUGUUACUGGCAGAUCUCCCUUAUCAGUUACUUGAAGCUGUGUUUGUAGUCUUUCUUUGAACACAGAGUUUGGUGCUGGAAGUGUAACAAUAGGUAUACUGUGUGUAAGUUUAAAUCUGUACACCUGCAAGCUAAUGUAUCCCACUGAUCAGUUUUAACAUGGUUACAAACCUUUUUAUUUAUUUGCUGGGGCAGAGCUACAUUUAUGCAGCUUUUCCAUGUUAAAGAUCACGUAUGCACAUUGAUUUGCUAAAUUGAGGAGUUUUGUAGCUGUUAGUACAAGUUAGAGAAAAUAUUCUAAGCGGGUUGGUUAUCAUCUCCAGCUUUAUAUAAAAGCUGUUUUUAAAUACAUUGUCUUCUGUAAAAAAACAAAACACUACUGUAUUAGAAGAUAUACUGUCCCUUUCUUCAAUAACACUGAAGAGUCAGUGGAAGAGUUGUUAAAACUCUCAUACCCUUCUCCUAUGUUGCAGAUGGAUAUCUGGAUUCCUCUUCAACUCGCAGUAAGAAGGUUCACUUUGGCACCCAAAGUAAAGAAAAUCGCAACAUGGACAAAUACGGUUUACCACAAGAGAAAUGUACAGAACUGAAGAAAAGACUGCAGGCAGCCAACAUGCGUGCAAAAGCUUUGAGUGAAAUGGAGAAAAAUUAUCAGCUGAAAAGCCGACAGAUAUUAGGAAUGCGCUAA